Molecule: messenger RNA, 978 nt
Organism: Stegodyphus dumicola
Lineage: Eukaryota; Metazoa; Arthropoda; Arachnida; Araneae; Eresidae
Source: RefSeq, a predicted model, not a curated record
AUGAAAUGCAAAAUAUUUACUUCAAAACCGUUUGUCACUCCGCCUAUUCAUCUUCCAUUUGAUCGAGUCAGACACUCGAAAGUUUUUGAAGUCGUGGGUAUCGAUUUAUGUGGUCCUCUAUUUCUAAAGAACAAAACCAAGGUAUGGAUUGUCAUUUUCACCUGCGCUGUGUAUCGCGGCCGUACACUUGGAAUUGUGACUAAUUUGUCAGCAGAAGGUUUCAUCUAUGCCCUCAGGAGAUUCAUAGUGAGAAGGGGAAGAACUUCAACAAUCUACAGCGACAACGGAAUUAACUUCAGAGGUACCAACAACCUUUUGAAAUCUUUAAAUUGGAGUCAAGUAGAAAAUUCUGAAGACCUAGCUCCCAUUAAAUGGAAGUUCAUUCCUCCAACAGCUGCGUGGUGGGAUGGAUGGUGGGAACGGCUCAUUCGCAGUGUAAAAAAUCUUCUUCUAAGAACACUUGGUAGAUCAUCACUCAAUUUUGAAGACCUUUCAACGAUAUUAUGUGAAGUUGAAGCUGUAAUGAAUAAUCGACUUCUUACACAUAUUUCAGAAGAAUCUGAUAAAUUUGUUCCUUUGACUCCAUCAUCUUUUAUUCAAGACAUCCAAGAAAUUGGGAUACCUGAUCUAGAGAAAAUUAAUUUCCAGAAACUUCGUAAAAGAUACCGGAAAUGCCAAAAUAUAAAAGGUCAACUGAGAAAUAGAUUUCGAAAAGAAUAUUUGGCAAAUCUCGUUCAAAAAUCAAGAGAAAAGACUCAAGUGAUCCAGACGGGUGAUGUAGUAGUAAUUGAACUAGACAACCGAAAGAGACUUAACUGGCCAAUAGGCAAAGUCACAAAAUUGUUUCCAAGUAGAGAUGGUUGUACACGUGUGGCAGAGGUAAAACCCUCUUCAGGAACUUUUGUACGACCGAUUCGUAAACUUUGCCAUUUGGAGAUAUCUAAGAACGAUGACCCAGUAAUCCAGCUGAUGAACUGA